AUGGACUCCUCAGAAAUCUCUCUCCGUCCGUUCAAACUUUCCGACGCCGAUGACUUCCUGACAUGGGGCAGCGAUGAUAGAGUAACACACUAUCUCAGAUGGAACAGCAUUACCUCCAGAGAAGAAGCCUUGAAAUAUCUCACAGAGGUCGCCAUACCUCAUCCAUGGCGUCGGUCCAUAUGCUUGGACCGCCGUUCCAUUGGGUAUGUUUCAAUCAAGCCUGAAUCGGGCAAUGAUCGGCACAGAGCCCACAUUGGAUAUGCCGUGGGAACGGAGUACUGGGGACGAGGGAUUGUCACAAGGGCACUGAAGAUGGCUGUCCGUAAGGUGUUUGAAGAAAUGCCUCACUUGAAGAGGAUAGAAGCUUUGGUGGAAGAAGAAAAUAAAGAGUCUCAGAGGGUGUUAGAGAAAGUUGGUUUUCAGAAGGAAGGUUUUUUGAGGAAGUAUGGAUUGAAUAAAGGUGAGAUUAGAGACAUGUUUAUGUAUAGUUUCUUAUCAACUGACAAAAUUAGUUGA
Ilex paraguariensis (yerba mate) is the source of this 516-nucleotide messenger RNA. NCBI's taxonomy places the organism in Eukaryota, Viridiplantae, Streptophyta, Magnoliopsida, Aquifoliales, Aquifoliaceae. The record is from the annotation of a GenBank genome assembly.